Molecule: messenger RNA, 831 nt
Organism: Archocentrus centrarchus (flier cichlid)
Lineage: Eukaryota; Metazoa; Chordata; Actinopteri; Cichliformes; Cichlidae
Product: pentraxin fusion protein-like
Exons: 4
Coding region: 106-771 (221 amino acids)
Source: RefSeq, a predicted model, not a curated record
UGCAUAGCAGGACUUAAAUAGGGAGGGUUCUGGGGAAUGAGGUUAUACUGCCCAGUUGACUGACUGUAGAAGGACCUUCCCAGCAGCACAGUUCGAGGAGAUAAAAUGAGACCUUCAGUCGUCCUUUUUCUCAUCGCCGUCUCCACGGGGUUGGCCGGGUGUAUUCCCAUGAAGACGUUGGUAUUCCCCACUCAGACAAGCACCAGUUAUGUCGAGAUGAUUCCUCAGAAGCCGUUGAACCUGACUGCGUUCACUCUGUGCAUGCGCGUGGCCACGGAGCUCAGCGGCAAGCGAGAGGUCAUCCUGUUUGCGUACCGGACUACAAACAAUGAUGAGCUGAAUGUGUGGCGUGAACUGGAUGGAAGACUGUCCUUUUACCUGGCUGGAGCUGGUGUUUUAUUUAAAGUCCCUGAGCUCGGCGCCCUGCAGACCCACCUGUGUGUCACCUGGGAUUCCAGUUCAGGUUUAGCUGCACUCUUCAUGGAUGGAAAGAGGAGCUUAUCCAAAAUCUACAGGAAGGGUCACACUGUCAGCCCAGGAGGCAGGGUCAUCCUGGGACAAGAUGCAGAUUCAUACCUGGGUGGUUUUGAUGAUCAGCAGAGUUUUGUUGGAGAGAUCUAUGACGUGAACAUGUGGGACACUGUUCUGUCAGAUAGAAGGAUCAAGUGCCUGUUUGCAGGGAACAGAGAACCAAGAGGGAACGUUUUUGACUGGAACACUACAGAGCUGAGAAUUAAUGGGGAUGCAGAGGUCGCCAUUCGUGAGCGGUAGCUCUAAUGUUCACCCAGUGAAUGUCCCCCCAUACUGCUGUAUGAAAUAAAGAUGACUUAU